UUGACACCCAAACUGUCCCAAUGUCAAAAAUUUGCAUUUUUUUGAUCAUUUUUGCCGUCACCGAAGCCAGAUUUAGACGAGACGACGAUUGUCAAGACGAAAUCGUCAUCAACCCAGAACUUUGUUCGCCUGAUUACGACAACGAAGCAGUUAUGUCGGUGACAAACAGUGAAAAAAUACUCAAAAGUGAGUUAAAAACUAAAUGUGAGUACGAUUCAAAGUCAUCCGUUUGGUACAUCAAUGACGAUGUGAAGAAAAAAAACGCCGAGGAAUUCACUAUCGUCCCCAGCGAGCUUGAUCUUGGUAUAACCACUGUCCAAGUGGAGAUGGAAGUCAAAAGGGGGGACCAAAUUUCAAAACCUAAACUCCGGUGUUACAUCAAAACCGUCACGCAGAAGUUAAAUGUGGUUAUCGAAGGUGGUACCUCCAGGACAGUCGAUGAAGGUUCCGAUUUUGUCAUGGAUGGUACCAAAACGAACAAAUAUCAAUUGGAACCAAGCGAAGAGAAGGACUGGAAGUUCAAGUGGGAGUGUUCACUGCAAAAGGGUACCAAUUCGGAUUUCUGCAAGAAAAAAUACACAGGGAGUACCCUUACAGUACCCGCGAAGUUCGCACUCAAAAACCACGUGUAUAAAUUCACUCUAAAUGUCAGAGCAAGUGACCAACUUCCAUGGGAAGAAGCCACUCAAGUUGUGACAAUUACAAAAACAAACUGCAAGGAUAGAGUGACCAUUGACCCAAAAUUUUGUACCCCAAACAAGAAUCAACCAUUUGAUUUGACUAAAAGUCAAGUCCUUGAAGGUAAGUUCACAAGUAACUGCGAUGUCUAUUCCAAGAAAUUCGAAUGGUACCUCAAUGGUAAAGAACAUUCUGAUGGUACCCAAUUCCAAGCCGACAAAAAAACCCUUUCUGAAGGUUUAAACGAGAUUAAAUUAGUAACAGAAGUCAAUAGAUUAGGCAAAAUCCUGCGUCCUGAAACCAUCUGUUACAUAAAACUCACAAAACCACCAUUGAAACCCAUUAUUCAAGGUGGUACCUCUCGUACCGUCGAUGAAGGUUCCAGUUUCGUCAUGGAUGGUUCCCAAUCGCUUGACGAUGAAGGCAAACCCAACUCUUCGGGAAGAUUGGAAUACAAAUGGCAAUGUGUACUUGAAAAAGGCCCCUUCGACAAUUUUUGCCAACACAUAUAUCGUGAGAGUACCAUAACAGUACCAGCCGAGUACUCAAUCGGUGGUUCCGUCUAUAAAUUCACUCUUAGUGUCAAAAUGGACGAUGAUGUGACUUGGGAUUACAAAACCGACCAAAUUGUGACAAUCCCUCAAAAACAACCAACAGGGAUUAAAAUCAAAUCGUGUCAAGUGACCCCAAAAACUGGUACUGCUGUCAAAACAAAAUUCAAGGUUGGGUGUCAAUACACAGGUGAUGCGGCUUCAUUUGAGGUUUACACAGUUAAACAAGGCAAAAAUGUACCACUUGUUGAUGCUGUCCGAAUUGAGGAUUUAGAAUUUCUCCUCCCGAGUGAUGUUGAGGUUUUUAUCCGGAUUAAAGACAUUGAGGAUUCUAGUGACGAGUCAAAGUUAAAUGUUAAGGUUCAAAGUGCCUCAAGUGAAAUCACGAGUUUGACUCAAAAUGUCAAAGAUUUGGUCAAUGACAAACAAGUAUCAAAGGCGGUACAAAUCGCCAAUGGGAUUAUUGAGGAGAUUGAGUCAAAUCCCAAUGAGAAAAACAGGGAAAUCAAGCAAGACUUGUUGAAAACUUUCGUUGAAACAAAGGUGGAGUCACAUGAGGAUGCUCAACAAAUCUACUCAAUUGUCAGUCGAAUUGUUUACAAUCCUGAUGCGGAAAGUGACCCUUUUCAAGGCGAAUUGGCCACUAAAGCGUGCAAAAAUAACGCCAAAAUCGAUUUUACCAACUUGAAAAGCAAACAUUUCCCUAAAAAAAUGGCAAAGGAGAUUAGAACCAAUGCGAAAAUUUUGAUGAAUUGUGGCGUGACUGACACCAAACCGAACCAGAAACAAUUGGAGCAGAAAAGACUCGAUUUUAAUGUCACUACCCCGUUUCCGGUGGUCACACUUCCGGUCAUAACGGAAGAGUACCAAGACUAUGACGCCAAUGACAAUGCGGCUUCCAAAGCCCAAAAAUACGAAGAAGCCUCACGAAAUUACAUCGAUAUUUGCAAAACGACACUUGAAAUGUUGGCUUUGACCUCUAUCAAGGACACGAUUAUGACCUCUACGGUCAAUGUCAGUGCCCAAGUGACACGUUCCCAAGGUUGGAAACUCCUAGGUCGUGAAAUAAAAAUUUCAGGUGCUACAUUUUCCCUUUCACAAGAUUUGGAUACAAACGAUUUAGUCGAUGUGAUGGUAUGUUCCUGGCGGAGGAACCCAUUCUGGUGGAUGGGUUGGGUCGUGGUAACUAACGUGGUACUAGUCAAGGUUAGCAAAAUGGGCCAGGAUUUGGUACAUUUCAACCAACCACUCAAAAUGGUUUUGGAGGUGCACCAAAACCGGAAAGAGGAAAUUGUGGUUCAUGAAAUCGUCAAUGGUGGUUUGACCGUAGUGAGGAUUGAGGUCAAGGCAGGACAGAGUUUUUUCGUAAAAUUUUUGCAAACCACCAGUGAUUUUCGGGUACUUUUGACCGAGUUUGAGAAACCUUCCUUGAGUAUGGUUCAAAAUGGUCAAUUGGUGCAAGAUGGACAAGUUUUGUACCAGGAGAAAGUGAGCGGGUAUGAUGCUUGGUGGUACAUUUCGAGUGUGUCAGGAGGGUACCAUUUGAGUGUUUAUACCAUGUCGUGCUACCAAUGGAACGUGAGUCGGAAAAUUUGGGUUUUUGCAUGUAGAGGUGGUGCCAAUUCGAGUGGUACCCAAAUUGAGUGUUUGUGUAACCAUUUAUCGAUUUUGUCAGGGAUUGUGUAUAAUAACCCAAUCAAGGUUGAGAAUAAUGUGACAGAACCAGAUUUCCAAAUGGUACUAAUUCGGUCACCCAUUAUUUUUAUCUGUGUUGCCACCAUUGUGGCCCUCUAUUCCGUUUCUUUGAUUCUUGUUGUGAAAGAAAGAGUCAAAACAAUGAUUAUCUACGUUCCUAGUGACAUUUCCUCGUACUCAAGGUACCCCUACUUGGUUCUGAUUCAAACAGGAAAAAAACCAUCAUCUGGUACUUCCUCAAAUGUCUGUAUUAAAAUUUUCGGCGAGCUGGAUUCAAGUCAAAGCCACGUCCUCAAUUAUCCCGAUCCUCAUAAAAGGAUGUUCCAGUGGGGUACCAAUGACUGGUUCCUGAUCCCAACUAGAAGCUUUCUUGGUCAAGAUUUGGAAAUCGCCCUCUGGAUUGACUACACAGGCCGAUCACCAUCAUGGUACUGCCUUUACGUAAUCAUCUACGAUUUACAAGCCAGUCACAAAUGGUACUUUAAAAUCAACCAAUGGUUGGAUCUACCACCCAGAGGUAACGUCUAUAUCAAAAUUCCCGCAUCGGAGGAAACAAAACAAAGAAAAUUCUCAAUGGUACGACUUUUACCACGACGGUCAUACCAAACCGAUUUUGAUUUUUUCACCAAGAUGACUCUACUACUCUCAAUUGUUUUAAUGGUAUAUUUGACGUGUUUGGUCAUGUAUGGUGUACCACAACUUGAGUUGAGCGAUGGUUUUGCAUGGUACUGCCAUUAUGGUUUUCAUUGGGAACCAAUCGCUAUUGGUUUUGGAUGUUCAGGGGUCACAUUCUUGACUCAUAUGAUUUGGGUAUGGUUUUACAGACGGGCAAAACUCGUCAGUUUGGUGAUUUUGACGGCAAAUAUUGUUACAAGUGUCACAAUUUUGGUGGUUUUCGGAUUUUGGGAACCACCAAUAAUGAGUUGGUUUUGGUUCACGUCGGUGGUACUCGCCCUGAUGGUUUAUUUCCUCGUUUUGGAGAAUUUAUCUGAGGUGUUUUGGAAGAAAAACGGUGAAAAAUUCGUCUGGACUGAUCAUUUGUCUCGACUUUUUCGCGAGGUUGAAACCCAAAGGAGGUACCUUUUUCGGAAAUUUGGAGAAAACGUUUUGCGUGCCUAUUUUGGGCACUUGUACCAACCAAUGGACAUUUCCGAGAUUAAAAAACGUAAACACCAAAUUUUUUCACGUUUCAAAAUUUUGGCACUUCUCGAAGACACAAUUAUGUUUUCAUGCUACAUAAUCCUUCUUUAUUUGGCAAUUUAUGCUAAUAAGAACCCACAAACGAUCCUCAAUCAUGGGCAAUUCCAAAAUUUGAUGGCUGGAUACUCUAAUAUUACUUCAAUUUCGGGGUACUACCGGUACCUUAACAUGACUUUUGCCCCAACUUUACACCUCCAACAAUGGUACUCGAAAUACGUGGUUGAUGCUCCGGGUACCAUGUCGGAUUUUUGUAACAAAUUCCUCGGCGUGGUUCGCUUACGCCAGAAACGAGUCAUCAAGUACCAAUGCAAGGUACCAUCGUAUUUGAAAUUUGCCCAAACGAACUCAUGUCGAUCGGAAUUUUGGUACUCCAUGGAGAGUCAUACAAAUUUCAGUUAUUUGGCCCAAUUUAGACCCAUCUGGAACUAUACCAUUCCCGAAUUAGCUGGGAUUACGGUAGUUGUUGGUAAAUUUGGGAUAUAUGAUGGUGGGGGUUUUGUAUCCCCUCUUGGUCGUACUUUAUACAACACUUAUGUCAAUAUUAACUACAUGGUGGAUAAUAAGUGGAUAGAUGGAGCCACCAGUGCAAUUUUCUUGGAGUUUUUGGCCUAUAAUGUCAACACAAACUUGUUUAACGUGAUACGACUUGUGACCGAGUUAAGUACUACCGGUUUUUUCCGGAAUAAACUGGAAUUGGACACUGUCCAAUUGCUUUUUGUCAGAGAUGAGGAUAGUAUCGUCCAGGUUGUGAUUUUUGGGGCUUUUAUCGUCAUCGUGUUUGUUUUUACGUUGAAGAUUUUGACACGAAUCUGGCAAGGGAAGGGUUUGGUCAUGUUCCAGGAUCUCUGGAUUGUGGUCGACUUGAUCAUAGUUGGUAUGAGUUAUGGGUGUUUUGUUUCGUUCGUCUAUCGAACCCAGUUGGUCAAAGAGUUUUUGUCGAAAAUGGAAAAAGUCAAAAAGAAUCAAUUCAUCAACUAUUUCCAUUUGGUUUAUGCCGAAUUGACAUUCACACUAGUGGCAGCAUUGCUUGUUUUUGUGUCAACAGUGAGAUUGUGGAAGUUGUGCCGUUUUGGCACCGUUUUCCAGAUCAUGGAGAAGACAUUAGCUUCGUCAAUUGUGUCAAUUUUAUCAUUAUUUGUCUCACAUAUUUGUUUCAUUGUUGCUUUCACUUUUCUUGGUUGUCUAAUUUUUGGUUUUGAAUCUGAUGAUUUCAAAGACAUGGCUGAUAGUUCUGUCUCUUUGAUGCGACUCUCGACCAGAUUGAUUAAUUCUUUCAAUGUCGAUCAUUUGAUUCGUUUGAAUCCGGUUUUGGGUAAUGUUUUUUUCACCUCUUAUAUGAUGAUAAAUCAGUUAUUGGUGUCACUUUACGUUUCUAUAAUCAUAAUUUGUUACCACAAAGCAGUUAGGGUGAAUACUAGUCAUCACGAUUUUACUAAUUUGAAACAAUUUGUUUCGAAAGAAGUCAAUUAUUAUAAAACUUCGUUCCAAGUGGCGUUUUUUCGUCUCAGAGCUGGACGUGGCAAAAAUUUUGUAAGUCCAAAACCGGACGAAAUUCGUUACGAAAACUGUCUGACUUUGUCGUCAAACACUUUGGAAUUGAUGCGUUGUAUCGUUUGGUAUGACUUGAAGAAGUACACCAUGAGUGGGCGAGAGAAGUUGGAGUUGAUGGAACGUGUUGUUGGGACUUGUAGAGCGAGUCCAAACGAGUUUUUUUUCACGGGAAAGGCCAAACGCCGAAUACGGAUCAUCCAUGAUGAGAGGAUUCGGAGAGUGGCAGCUGCGACUCAAUUAAUCUUGUUUUUUGAUGUUGAGAGGAAGAAACGACAGGAGGAGAGAGUGAAACUGGUGUUGAAACAACAGGAGAUUGUCUUGGAUUAUGUCUUGGAGGUGUUGAAGACUGUUUUGACUAUUGUUUCGAAUAUUGAUGUAGAGUGA
This is a messenger RNA of Tribolium madens (black flour beetle), 6059 nucleotides long. RefSeq lists its product as uncharacterized. The coding region runs from base 21 to 6059 and encodes 2012 amino acids. The transcript is spliced from 6 exons. Gene Ontology annotation, cellular component: membrane. The record is from RefSeq and is a predicted model, not a curated record. Lineage: Eukaryota; Metazoa; Arthropoda; Insecta; Coleoptera; Tenebrionidae. Gene Ontology annotation, biological process: detection of mechanical stimulus. Gene Ontology annotation, molecular function: calcium channel activity; calcium ion binding; protein binding.